Salarias fasciatus (jewelled blenny) is the source of this 968-nucleotide messenger RNA. RefSeq names its product C1D nuclear receptor corepressor (gene c1d). Gene Ontology annotation, molecular function: DNA binding; RNA binding. The record is from RefSeq and is a predicted model, not a curated record. NCBI's taxonomy places the organism in Eukaryota, Metazoa, Chordata, Actinopteri, Blenniiformes, Blenniidae. Gene Ontology annotation, biological process: maturation of 5.8S rRNA; regulation of gene expression. Gene Ontology annotation, cellular component: nucleolus; exosome (RNase complex).
AUGGAGACGGGGAGCAUCACGGAGGAUUAUCCUCACGAGAUAGACGAGCCGACGGGUUUCGACUCCUCAGACUCCAUGAAGAGCAUGAUCGAGAAGUUAAUCUCGAUACCCAGAAAUGACCUGCAGCAGAAGCUGGACCCUUUGGAUCAAGCCAUGGACCUGAUGUCUGCCUACAUGAAUUCAUUAUUCUGGAUGUACUUGGUCACACAAGGAGUGAAUCCCAGAGAACAUGGAAUCAAACAGGAACUGGAGCGAAUAAGGACUUAUAUGAACAGGGUCAAGGAGAUCACAGACAAGAAGAAAGCAGCCCGUCUGGAUAAAGGAGCAGCUUCACGCUUCGUCCGGAAUGCACUUUAUGAACCAGACGACAAAGAUUCAAGGAAAGAGAAGGGAUCCAAGAAAACGGCAGAUACAAAACCUGACGCUCCAAGUUCGAAGCGUUCAAAGGCGAACUGAAACAAAGGACGUUUUAAAAACUGCUUUCGUUCAGUUUGGACAAGAGCAAUGAAAUGCAACACGCAAAGUCAAAGCUUAUGGCUUCUUGAUGGAUCAUCGCACAAGACCACAUUUCAUACAGAGCAUUUCAAGAAGCUGUUUCAGAAUGGGAUUGUAGCUUUGAGUCAGCUUCUGUGUCUGUAUCGGUCUCCCAAUUAAUUUUUUUUUUUAUGGAGAUUGUUUUUAACAUGGCAAUCUUUGUUUUUAAGGUAUUUUGUCGUAUUGAUACAAUAAAUUGCUCCGCAUUUUGAUCCAAAUUGGUUGGUCAAAGGAACGUUAUCAGUUUCUCAGAUCUUUUUCUACCCUUUAACAUUUAAUGGUAGAUAAACUCAUCAGGUUUAAGUUGUUGUCAUGGAUACCAGCCCUUUCUACCCUGCUUACUAACACCUGAAUACACAUUUAUGGUCAAUUUCAUAAGUCCAUGCUUGUAGUUUUCCUUCCAUAACUUUUCAAAUAAAUUUUUUUAAAAUAUG